Molecule: messenger RNA, 851 nt
Organism: Camellia sinensis
Lineage: Eukaryota; Viridiplantae; Streptophyta; Magnoliopsida; Ericales; Theaceae
Source: RefSeq, a predicted model, not a curated record
AUGGGCAGAGUCAGUGAGACCCAGAGAUUGGCAAGCAGUGAUGAAGUGGUAAGCAAUGUCGGUGUCUGGGUAGAGGUUUUGGAUGAUGAGUUGAGCCUGGAUUUGCCAUGUUCCUCAUCAUGCUGUGAAAGGAAUUGGAGCACCUACUUCUUUAUUCACUCCAUAAAAAGAAACAAAAUGACACCACAAUGUGCUGAAGAUUUGGUUUUUGUGCACAACAAUCUUCGUCUCCUAUCAAGGAGAAGUCGACAGUACAUUGAAGGAGAAUCCAAGUUAUGGGAUGUUGGUGGAGAUGCUUUUGAUUCAUUGGAGGGUGCAGGCUUACUUGAAAUUGCAAGUCUUUCUCUUGAUGAACCAGAUAUGGAAGCUGUGAUAUUUACUGAAGAUGAAGGGGAACAAGUUGAACCUAUUGAUGUUGAAGACUCUUAGUUCAUAGGAAUCUCUCUUUUUUUAUCAAGUUGUCUUUUGUUUUAAGUUUUAUUUUUAUGUAUGCUACAUUACUAAAAAUGCUUGAAGUUUUAUUUUAUGUAUGUUCUAUUACUAAAAAUUGUUGAAGUUUUAUUUUUGUGUAUUCUACAUUACUAAAAAUUGUGGAAAAAAAUAUUUUUUAUGAACGUAUCCCCGCCGUAUCCGUAUCCUACUUUUUCGAAUUUUGCCGUAUCGCCGUGUCCGUAUCGUGUCGUAUCCGUAUCCCGUAUCCGUAUCCGUGCUUCCUAGAUGACUCCUUAGAAAAUCCUUAAUAACACUCAUCUUUCUCCGAUAACCCAACCCCCUCACAUUCCAACUAAUAAUCUUCAUUGGGAAACACUUUCACCCCUAACCUCCUCUCGUAGUUAACUUUAUUUUCAAAU